Molecule: messenger RNA, 354 nt
Organism: Eurypyga helias (sunbittern)
Lineage: Eukaryota; Metazoa; Chordata; Aves; Eurypygiformes; Eurypygidae
Product: transmembrane protein 17-like
Exons: 2
Biological process (GO): non-motile cilium assembly
Cellular component (GO): ciliary transition zone
Source: RefSeq, a predicted model, not a curated record
UUACAGUACGACCUACUGCCUCGGCACUACCAGUUCCUGCUGGUCAUGGCUUUCCUCAUCCUCUCUCUGGCUGAGGGCUCCCGCCUCUACCUGGGCUACAUGGGGAACCUGCAGGAGAAGCCCCUGCCGCUGGAGAUGGCCAUGCACAGCCUUUUCCUGGCCUUCCUCCUCACCGAGAUCGUGGCUGCCUUCCUCGCGCUGAAGACCAUGACUAGGCAGCUGGCAGCACAGUUCUACCUGCAGCGGUUCAAGGAGGGUGCUGGGAUGGCCGGGGCAGGGGGGCAGGCAGCCGCAGAGGGGCGAUGCUGCAGCACCCCUCCAUCCCAUGUAGUCAGUCCCAGCAGGGACCAUUAA